AUGGCGGCGAACAGUGCCUUUCGUACGCUCGCUCGCCUCACCCUCUUUUCUGGUCCGCAGUGCUCUCUUUGUGACGUCGCUAAAGCUGAACUCUCAAAAGUCCGACAAUCGCGUCAGUUCACCUUGGACAUAAUCAAUAUUCAGGACGCAGGCCAGGAGCGUUGGAAGCGCAAGUAUGUCUAUUGGAUCCCGGCGCUGCACAUCGACGACAAAGAAGUCGCCAAGGGCCGCUGGGACGCACAGACAGUAAACGACGCGUUGGACGAAUGGGAGAAGAUUCAGAAACCCACGGAGCUGAGGGAAGACCCCUCUCCCCUCUAG
Heterobasidion irregulare TC 32-1 is the source of this 321-nucleotide messenger RNA. RefSeq lists its product as uncharacterized. Bases 1 to 321 code for a protein of 106 amino acids. The record is from RefSeq and is a predicted model, not a curated record. NCBI's taxonomy places the organism in Eukaryota, Fungi, Basidiomycota, Agaricomycetes, Russulales, Bondarzewiaceae. The transcript is spliced from 3 exons.